AUGUUUGAAGAACCAAUCAUGGAAUCUAUGCUCGAUUAUAAUCAGCAACUAACCCUAGAUCAGAAGUUGCAAACCAUGAAUCUACCCCUUAAAACUCUCUCAGAAGUCAAAGAGAGAUACAAAUACCAAAUUGAUUAUUCCACAUUACAAGAGAGAAAAUUCAAUCUUAGAAAAACUAGACAGCCUCUCAUUAUUUUUUCAUCUGCUGAAAUUGACAUAGCUCCCACAAGAACUGAAGUUAGGAUUAAAUCAGUGAUAUCUCCUAACAUCAAUUAAAGUCUCUUACAUGUUUCUGCUUAGCCAAAAAAUCCUAAAAGUAGAAGUCUAGGCUUCAGAAAAAAGCGCUAAUGA
Molecule: messenger RNA, 351 nt
Organism: Paramecium octaurelia
Lineage: Eukaryota; Ciliophora; Oligohymenophorea; Peniculida; Parameciidae
Source: the annotation of a GenBank genome assembly